AUGGUCAACAAGCGUGUCGCUUGUUGUCUGUGCACUGUACAGUCCCCAAGCACCUUUGUGUGGGAACUGGGCGACUGGCCACAGAAAUCAGCUCCCAGCUCUCCCCUCCCCGAAUGGGAGAAGAGAGUUGAGGCGCCUUUUAGAGCUGGCAACCUGGACUUUGACGCCCGAGUCCCCAUCCCAAUCAGUGUCUUCCCGUCUACGUACAGGAGUGACGCUUCUGCCGAAGAAACUACCGUCACCAAGGUAGAAGGGGAAGUUCAAUUACCCAGACCCUCCUCGCGCGUCGGACGGGAAGAUACUCGAUUUUCUAAGCAAGAAGUCGACAUCUCCGUGAGAGACAGCCGUCCACGCCGCGACCAAUAUCAACGAGAGGACGUGCGUGUCUACGAGGAGCGUGAUCGAAGAUACCCCGAGGUAGAGCUCACACGCGAGAAGUACCGCGGACCUACUGACUACAAGGCCGCCAACGUUAACAUCGAAGUCGACCGUCGAGACUCGCGAUUUCCCACCGACGUCGGUUUUGAAGCUGAUCGCCGAGACACGCGUGCUACCAACGUUGACAUCGAGAUCGAUCGUCGCGACACCCGGGACCACGUUGAAGUUGACUACGACCGCCGUCAGACCUACGACAAGACCUUAGAGUCUCAGCUAGACAUAACUGAGCGAGAGUACCGCCGCCGCGUCGAUCCCACCUACGACGUUGAGUACGAACGUCGCCGUCCCGUCCAAGCCGAUAUCACAGUCCAGAAGCAAGAGAUCAAGGUCGAUCAACCAGUUCGAAGAAGAGACAUGGGUUACUACGACGACGACGGCAACUACCACAGCUUCCGCCGCGGUGUGGAGCGUGCUGCCGACCGCAUCAUGCACCCUUUCACCCACCACCAGCAUCACCGCGACGGUGGCCGUGACGAGGUUGUCGUGACAGAGACAAGAGAGACAACUGGCCCAACCCGUGUCCGUGACGGCUCUGUUGAGCAAGUCCGUUUCGUCGAGCCUCGUUUCGGCGGCCGUGGUGUGCCCAUCCAAUGCCACUUCAUCCGCAUCGGCGAUAUUCUUCUUCUCCAGGGUCGUCCCUCGCAGGUCAUCCGCAUCAGCAUGUCCUCUCAGACCGGCCAAUACCGCUACCUGGGUGUUGACCUGUUCACCCGCCAAUUGCACGAGGAGAGCUCCUUCAUCAGCAAUCCUGCUCCAUCCGUGGUUGUGCAGACCAUGCUCGGCCCAGUCUUCAAGCAGUACCGUGUCUUGGACAUCCGUGAGGACGGCCUGAUUGUCUGCAUGACCGAGAGCGGCGAUGUCAAGCAGGGCUUGCCUGUCAUUGACCAGGGCGGCCUGUUCAACCGGAUUGAUCGAGCCUUCGCCGACGGCAGAGGCAGUGUCCGAGUGUUGGUCAUCAACGAUGGUGGACGGGAGUUGAUUGUGGAUAUGAAGAUCAUCCACGGUUCCCGAUUGUAG
Molecule: messenger RNA, 1455 nt
Organism: Cladophialophora bantiana CBS 173.52
Lineage: Eukaryota; Fungi; Ascomycota; Eurotiomycetes; Chaetothyriales; Herpotrichiellaceae
Product: woronin body major protein
Exons: 3
Coding region: 1-1455 (484 amino acids)
Biological process (GO): positive regulation of translational termination; positive regulation of translational elongation
Molecular function (GO): ribosome binding; translation elongation factor activity; RNA binding
Source: RefSeq, a predicted model, not a curated record